Molecule: messenger RNA, 1101 nt
Organism: Fusarium proliferatum ET1
Lineage: Eukaryota; Fungi; Ascomycota; Sordariomycetes; Hypocreales; Nectriaceae
Exons: 2
Coding region: 1-1101 (366 amino acids)
Source: RefSeq, a predicted model, not a curated record
AUGGAGGUUCCGCACCAACACUCACCCCCACCCGACUUACCUGACCCUCCUCUUUCGCACCCCGUCAAGCCCCAGCGAAAGGUCACCCCGACCGAGCGCAAGUCUUCCCAGCUGCCAUCGCCACCGUCCUCCAGCGAGCGCAGACGAGUCUCCCCGGGUGCUGACGAGCUACCUCAACGGCUCGCCGACGUCAGAGUUGAGUGGCAGAUGAGAGGUGACAUUGACAAGCUCGCGAGCCUUCCCCUCAGUGGUGAGGACUUCAUCCGCCUUCUUCCCGAGCUCGAAUCAACGUUCCGCAGAUUCGACUACGAACCCUGGCACGAGCGUAUUACCAUCCGUAUGCCUUCAAGAACUCAUGAUAUUUUCUCUCAGUUCAUAUCCGACGUCAUAUUCGACGCAUUGUCCGAGCUCGGCCGUAAUGAUGAGGCCGUCCAUCCCAUGACAAGCAAGAUUGUCAAAGGCGCAACCUCCGACAUCGACAUCUACGUCUCUGAUAGCCAUGAGAAAAGCAAUGACCACGUCCCUUUGAAGCGCUCCCCCGAUGGACAGUUUCUCUUCGCCGAUGCCGAGCUGCCAAAUGUUGUCUUUGAAGUUGCAUACAGCCAGGACCCAAAGCAACUCCCCAAGCUCGCCAAAGGGUAUAUCCAUCAUUCCUGGGGAGACAUUAAGGCAGUUCUUUGUUUUACCAUCGCAAAGUCGAAGGAGUCCACCGUUUCAGUGUGGAAGCCUGUAUUCUACCGAGAAGCAGGCAGCGAUGAGGUCACGAUGGAGAUAGAGCAGGUGGUCAAGUCACAACCUUUCCGAACAGCUGACGGAACCCCGAUCAAUCAGGACUACGAACUUGUCCUCGAUCUUCACGACUUUAUCCCUGAUCCAGAUUGCGAUGGGUACCCGAACCCCUGCAUCUCGAUUCCGUACUCGAAGCUGUACGAAUCCCUCUUGGAAGCCGAACAACGCUCUAAGCCACGCCGCAAAUGCUCGCCCUCCACGCGCGGUGUAAAGCGGAGUCGCCUGUCCUCGACUCGGUUGAAUCCGUGGCUUAGGAGGACAGAGAUAAACAGAUACCUGCUAUAUAAGUUUAGCGUGCUAACCACUAUAUAA